CGUCCUCAGGCAACAAAAAAAAAGUAUUUUUUUUUUUUUUUGACUAUAUGAAUCGUAUAAAUUUUUAUAGGAAUCUUAUAAGUUUCUUACAUAAGAAUCUUAUGAGCACAGUAUGCAUUUCUAUCGACUGUAGCAUAAGAUUCCUAUAAGAUUCAUAUAGAAAUCCUAUAUAAGAUUUGAUCUCUAGGAUGUUAGACUUACUGAAAAAUGUGUCGGUGAUUGUGUUCUCGUAUAGAAAAAGAAAGGAAAAUAUAUACAGAACGAAAAAUUAGGAAUCCUACAAAAUCCUACACAAAAUCUUACCGUAGGAUUUUGUAAGAAAUGCAUAAGAAUCCUAUUAUAGAAAUCCUAUAGGAUUUUUGUCACCGUCCUAUAUCAAGAAUCCUACAGAAUUCCUGCCGUAAAUUUCAUAGGAUUGCAUAGGACUCUACAAUAGGAAUCCUACGAAAUCCUAUUAUCAGUAGGAUCCUAGCAGAAUUGUUUGACCUGGGUUGAUAGACAAGCACGUGCGAGGAAAAUGCAUAAGUCGACCGAGAAUUGAACCCAAGAUCUCUGGUAACACUCUAGACACUCUAACCAGCCUGAUAAAUGCACUCGAUGCAAGAACUUGAUUACUUGCUGAGCACUUGGGAAGUACUUGACAAGUUUCCUCACUUGCUAAGCAUCUGAACAAGAACUGGGCAAGUGUUUUUGAUAUAAGCUUUAUUCUAUUAGAAUACAAGCAGGAAAAAAACAGUAUUAGUCAGUAUACCUAGAAAAUAAUUUUUAAAUAUUUCUGCUGAAAUAAAUAAACUUGGUAGCUAUGCACCUAGUAUCUGCUGAAUUGUACAGAUAAAAAAUAAAAAUAAAUGGAACAAACAUUUGACUGAUGUUUUUCAUAUAAAUUUACUUGCAUUGGAUCAGCCAAGUGCUUGAUAAGUAAAUUUACUUGGAAAAGUCCACAAGUACUAUCCUCAUUACUUAACCUAAGUACUUAACUCAAUCAAGUACGUUCACCAGGGAAGUGAGCUACCGAGACACGACCUAACAUGCACUCUCAGUACACGUGAAUGAUUUUCACUAUCAGAUUCUCGAAUACGGGUACAUAUAACGAAUAGUAGUAUUGCCAACCUCAUUACAAGAGUAUAAGAUCUCUCGAGAAUUUGAUAUGCCUGUUAUUUAGCCGCUAAGUUAAUUGAUAAACAAAUGAAUUGUAUUCAAGGGGGAGAAAACUGAUUUGAGGAUUUUGAAGAUUUCAAAAGAUUUGGAGCGAUUUUAGAGACUCAAAUCAGCUUUGAUCUGAAGAUUUGAAUUGAUUCAGAUUGAUUUGAAAGAUUUGGAAUGAUUCAAAUCAGUUUUCUCCCCCUUGAUUCCAUCAGAGCUUUUAGAUAAAACCAGAAGAUAAAUUUUUUGUAGAAAAAUUCUCUCACUUUUUCAGUAUAAAGCCGGAAUUUUGAAAUUUUGUGUUAAUUAUUAACGUGUGGUAUUUUUCGUUAAAACUUCUAAUAACUUCUUUCAAGUUUUUCGGAGAUCCUUAGUUUCUCUUGUCUUGAGAAAUGUAACUCAAAAAUCCGGCUCUGUAUUGUAGAAAUGAUAACAUUUCUCUAGAAAGUAAAACCAUCGCGAACUCUCAAGUAUUUAGACUCAGUAAAAAUUUUGGAAAACCUUCAGAAUGAUGACGAGGAAAAUUGAUUUCAAAAUAUGGCGGCACUAGUGUAUGGCACAUAUUUGAGGGCCCCCAGUAAAACUGCCAUUAAUAUUGAUCAAAGUAACGCUCAAAGUUGUGAGAUAUCAAAUUUUAACCAGGAAUGUUUGCUGUACAAAUUAGCAUCACUAAAAGAAUUUUUCAUUACGGCAUUUUACUGAAAUGUUAGAAUUUCCAGAAAAAUUAGUAUUUUAGACUUUUUAGAAAUUCUUCUGAAAUCAUCAGAAGUCUUUCAUAUUGGCUAAAAUAGUAGAGAUAGAUAUCUUGAGCUAUUCAUGGACUUAACUAAGUAUCAAUUUUUUAUGAAAAAUAUUUAUUUCUAACAGUCUGUGAUGUGAAUAUUUAAUGAAUUUUAGCAUAAUCAAAUUUGUACAAGCGCUUGGAAAUGUUUCACAUUGAUAAAUGGCAGCACUACAAAUAAUGAUGAUUAUACGGAUGAUGAUAUUUUAGACCAGAUAAAUCAAACAAAUCAAAAUUAUGAACAGAUAAAAGAACAGUUAACAAAUGAAACACAAAAAUACACAAAUUGUAAUGAUGAUUUACAAAAUAUUCAACAAACAUUAACCGAGUAUGCAAGAAAAAUCAAUGAAAUAUUUACAAAUUCAAUAAAUCAAAAUUCAAAUUUGAAUACAUUGACAACUGCUCGAACAGAAAUUGAGAAUCUCGAAACGAAUGAUUAUCUUGAUCCAUUCAAACAUUUAAUUCUAAAUUCAAUCGAACAACAUCUACAAAUAGCCAACGAUAUCAAUUCACUUUUGUUGACAUAUGGCAUUUCCGAUGAUAAUCAGUGUAAGUAUUAUAGUACUGUAUUAUUUUCAUACAAAAUAAGAUGUCGAAAAUUCAAAGUUCGAGUAAGACUUUUGUUUCGCCAUCUAUUUAUACAUCGUUGGAUAGAGCGCAUCAAGGUGAGUAAGAAAAAGUGAUUCUUAAUUUUUUAAAACGUUUUUUAAGGAAGAAACUUCGAAACAUCCUUCAUUCGGAAAAAAUUCGAAUUGUUUUCUUUUUUGUUCUUCUAACUUUUCGAAAGUAUUUUUUCAGAUCCAGCAUUAAAAAGAGAGUAUGAGAAUGAUGCUGGAUCGAGGUUGAAGUCAAAAUUUACGUAUUGGACUUCCCGUGUAAAAAGUUCUCAAACAAUUUUGCAAACCUGUCUAGGUUUUUUGUGAAGAGCUCAAACCGAUUUUUGAACUUCAUCAGAACUGCCUUUGAACGUGCUUUAAAAGUAUAAAUCGCUUUUUAUUUAUUUUGCUGUGUUAUUGAGAAAAUUCAUCUUAUCUAGAUCGGGACUGAAAAAGUCGGAAUUCUGCCCAUACUUCUCAAUUUUCUCCAUUAGAGCUCAGUUUUUAUGCAAUAAAACAUCAUCUUCGAAAUCAGCAUCGAAAUCUGAGUCGAACGAUAUAUAUUUCGAAAACUUUCGUUGAUUUUCAAUUUUUUGUUGAAAAUCUCGGUUAUUUUUCGACGUAAAAAUAAAAAAAAAUAAGGUGGUCGGAAACGAUAAAAAGAAGUAUAUCAUUUUGCUAAGUUUUCGAUGCUGAUUCCGAAGAUGAUGUUUUAUUGCAUAAAAACUGAGCUUUAAUGGA
Didymodactylos carnosus is the source of this 3261-nucleotide messenger RNA. The record is from the annotation of a GenBank genome assembly. NCBI's taxonomy places the organism in Eukaryota, Metazoa, Rotifera, Eurotatoria, Philodinida, Philodinidae.